Messenger RNA from Penaeus indicus, 2150 nucleotides. RefSeq lists its product as uncharacterized. The record is from RefSeq and is a predicted model, not a curated record. The transcript has 7 exons. Lineage: Eukaryota; Metazoa; Arthropoda; Malacostraca; Decapoda; Penaeidae. The coding region runs from base 599 to 1855 and encodes 418 amino acids.
UUAUCGAGAGUGACUGUUCGGUUCGGCUAUUUCGCAAAGAUGACGAUCGAAUCUUUUUGUAAUUUGGAUUAUUAUCUCAGUUUGUUUUGACUUUACGUGCUUGGCGGUUUUGCACGAGUAAUGUUUUGAUAACCGAACGAGUGAAUAACAAAGAGCAGGUAGGCACAGUGACUAAACUUCCUGCUUGUCGGUGAAGUGGUUCGUGAUUCCCCAACAAUCUGUCCAUUCUGAAGGAGAGAGAUUAUUAAGCUAAUAUCAAGCCUGGCGAGUUCGAGUGAGCGAUUUCCUGUUUCGAUCGAAUUUGUCAUUGUAAUAACGCUGAUCGGCGAUUCUCAGGAAGACGAGUUGGGGGAAAAAGCUUGACGUCAACUAUUCAUAAUGACGCACGGAUAUACAGUGAAUUAAUGUGCGAAAUUCGGGAUCAGCAUUCCGUGUCACGUAGAACACGACACGUCAUAACACUCGCCAGCGGUCAAGAGGAAUUACCAGUCCACACCUCACAAGGCACUCGCCGUCCUCUUGGCUCAGACAAAGGCUUCAAUCAGACAGUUAUUUCCUUCUUUUGUGUGACGCAGGCCCCCCCUCCCCCGCCAUCGCCAUGCCCCCGGCCCUUACGCGUCAGGUGUUCCUCCCGACGGGGUGGCGCCCGCUUCGUCACCGCCAGCCGCCCCACCGCAGAGGAGUCUUCUGUCUGAGUGUAUCCGUCGGGGUCCUGCUCCUGAUUCCGUGGGCGUCGCAGUCGAGGCAUCCUCAGAGCGCCCACGCCCUUGCCAGCGUGGGCGUGGUCCUCGCCCUCGUCACCUCUACUCUUCUGCUGUACGGGCGCCAAGGAAUAAUGUCCGUCCAACAAUAUGCGGCAGGUGAGGAAGGUGCCCCCGUCGGGUUAAAAUUCAUGAGGCGCGUCCUCGCCCGCGCCAGGACCAAGUUCCUAGGAUUCGAGGAUCUCUACAUGAAGAUGAAGAAUUUGUCGGUUUUGGUCAACCAGUCUGUGCGAACGGCUGAUGCUGGCCAAUCAGAGAACUUCGAGUCUCUACACGCUUAUGUUCUUCAAUGUCAUUGCGUACUGCGUAGCCUAUGUCAAGGAGCUGAUCGAACGGGAGGACUGGAGUAUGUACGUCAACAUCGCCCGCACGUCGAACGUCCGCCACCUGGCCCUGUCCGCCACCAAGAUCGUGCUGGAGUGGACCAAGGCCAUCACGUUCAUCAUCACCGUGGUGUUCAUGCUCCUCGUCUUCGGGCUGGAAAAGGGGCUCAAGAACUACACCCCGACGACCGCUUACCUUGUCGUCACCGGGUUGUACUUCCUCGUCACCGAAAAGGUGUUCAUGGACAUCGUCGCCUCGUGGCUGGAGAACAGGAGGUUCGACUACUUCGAGAGCCUGGAGAGUUUCUACGUGCCGGCGCUCAUCCUCCUGCUGCAGCUCUCGUUGUCGGCGCUCUUGACGGGGCUCUGCGUGUUCACCGGGAACCUCAGACUCGUCUUCCUGUCGGCCUUCACGAACAUCAGAAUCAAGUAUCGAGAACUCCAGGAGGGUUACAUCAAGCCCCUUCGGCACGAACUGGAGGCGCUCGAGCUCUACCGCGUCGCCACGCACUCGGAGCUGACGAACCACGACGACGUGUGUGCCAUCUGCCUGACGCCCAUGACCUGCGCGCGCAUCACGCCCUGCCAACACUUCUUCCACGCGGACUGCUUGCGGCGGUGUCUCAAGGGAAGCAACAAGUGUCCCAUUUGCCAGUACCAUUUUUUGUGAUCCUACGAUACUCUAUUCUCGCUUCGAAAUUGUUGAUUUCCGAUGCCUCUCCUGUCUUUCUCUGCUCUGUACUUCUGUUUAUAGGGUUCCUUUCUCCGUGAGACGACAUGUGAUAACUAGAUGUAUAGAAACAAUGUCUUCCGAAUAUUAAGAGGUGUCAGUUUCAAGAAGAGAAGUUAAUACGUAUUAAUAGGUAAGGUAUAAAUUUAGUUAUAUUCAGAAAAAUAAGUGUGUGAUUUUAUAGGAAUUCACACUCUGUAACCGCUAUUACUUUAAUAGAUAAGGAAAAAUGACAAAAUGAUUUUUUUUUCGAAAUUAUUUUUAAAUUAGACUAAAUGGUCUGAUGUACGGAUAUAUAAAAAUACAUAUCUAGAUUAAAGAUGUGUUUCAUUUCUA